AUGACUGUGGCUGUUGGAACUCGUGAAUCGGCUUACGUCCUAGCUGUCACCUCGGCUGGCAUCUCCCACGCAGUCACCAAGGCUUGCAGCUCUGGAAUGCAUGAUAGUUGCGGCUGUGACCGAACCAUCUAUGAUCACGAGCGUCAACCGAACUUUGAAUGGUCCGGCUGCUCCGACAAUAUUCACUUUGGUGCUGCAUUCUCCAGAAAAUUCCUUGACUCGCGUGAAAAGGGCCGAGUGCAAAGAAACCCGAAGCUGGGACUUGCUAAUCUUCACAAUAAUCAUGUCGGUCGACAGGCGGUAGUAAACAAGAUGGACAUCAAGUGCAAAUGCCAUGGAGUUAGUGGUUCCUGUGAAAUGCGCACAUGUUGGAGGGCUCUUCCAGAUUUCCGUUCGGUUGGAAAUCAACUUCAAGAUCUCUUCCAAAAAGCUGUUAUGGUGGACUACGUCAAUAAUCGACUUGUUCCAAAAUCUGCUCUCUAUAAUCAUCGAUUACCACCACCAGGUCAUCCACCACAACCCCAAUCCUCCCCCGCGGCCCAAAUACCCAUUAGCAUUGGAGGCAUUCUUGGACUUCCUAUGCCGAAGGAAAAUGAACUAAUUUACACCACUCGUUCUCCAUCAUAUUGCCAUCACGAUCCUCGCUAUGGAAGUAUCGGCACCUACGGAAGACGCUGUAGUGUUGACUCAAAAGGUCCAGACAACUGCGAGACACUCUGUUGUGGACGAGAUUACCGUAGAGAGGUGUUUAUUCAACAGGAGAAAUGCAAGUGCAAAUUUCACUGGUGCUGCGAGGUGAGAUGUGAGACGUGCGAAAAGACUGUGGUUGUAUCAACAUGCAACUGA
This is a messenger RNA of Rodentolepis nana, 846 nucleotides long. NCBI's taxonomy places the organism in Eukaryota, Metazoa, Platyhelminthes, Cestoda, Cyclophyllidea, Hymenolepididae. The record is from the annotation of a GenBank genome assembly.